This is a messenger RNA of Tinamus guttatus (white-throated tinamou), 1314 nucleotides long. The record is from RefSeq and is a predicted model, not a curated record. Lineage: Eukaryota; Metazoa; Chordata; Aves; Tinamiformes; Tinamidae.
AUGUCCCAGCAGCGCCCUUCCCCUCCAGACUCUGCACGGUGCAUCCAGACUCCGGGAAUACCAGCUCUCCGCCUGCAUAGUGCAGCGCUGCCUUUGGCAUUCUCUGGGGAACGGGCUUUGAAGCCAGGCACUUGUUCAAAUGCCCCUGAUGAGGUUUAUGGAUGGCUGGACAUUGGCAGUGGGAGAUUAACCUGCACUGCAGGACUGUGCACAUACAUACAUGUAGACAGGACACAAAGCAGAAACCUGGAGCCUCAGAAACACAGAGGCAGUCCUGAGCUACAGGCUCCUGAAGAAGGAGAAGGGCUGCGGCCUUCUCAGCAGUGUGAAAAAAACGGCGAUGUCAAAAAGAGAAGGUCAAACCAGGCAGAUAUUCCUGAUCUCCUUCGCCAAGAAGCAGAAGCCUGUUACCAGCUUAAGCUGCCUGAAGACUUCUACCAGUUCUGGAAGUUCUGUGAGGAGCUGGAUUCUGAGAAUCCAAGUGAUGCACUUGUGUCAAGUGUUGGACUUAAACUGGUUGGACCAUAUGAUAUUCUUGCUGGAAAACACAAAAAAGUAAAAUCAACAAAUGUGGAUUUCAAUCUUCACUGGAGAUUUUUCUAUGAUCCCCCAGAAUUCCAGACUAUAAUUGUUGAGGAUGGCAAAACCCAGUAUCACAUGGGAUAUUUCAGGGAUGUGCCAGAUGAGCUUCCAGUGUGGGUUGGUGCAAAUGAAGCUAAGAAGAGCUGUGUGAUUUCACAAGUUGGUGAUAAUGCAUUUGCUGCAGUCAAAUUGUUUUUGUCAAAAAAACUUAAGGAAGUGACUGAUAAAAAGAAAAAUGCUCUUUUGAAAGACAUAGAUGAAAAGCUAACAAGAACAGCAAAAGAACUGGGUUAUUCUCUUGAACAGAAAACCAUGAAGAUGAAACAGAGAGAUAAGAAAGUAGUGACCAAAGCGUUUCAUGGAGCAGGCCUAGUUGUUCCUGUAGACAAAAAUGAUGUUGGAUAUAGAGAACUUCCUGAAACAAAUGCUAAUCUUAAAAAAAUUUGUAAGGCCAUUGUUGAUGCUCCUACUGAUGAUCAGAGACUAAAAGCUUUUGCACCCAUUCAAGAAAUGCUCACUUUUGUCCAGUUUGCUAAUGAUGAGUGUGAUUAUGGAAUGGGAUUUGAGCUGGGCAUGGACCUGUUUUGCUAUGGAUCACAUUACUUUCACAAGACUGCAGGUCAGCUGCUGCCUCUUGCUUACAACCUGCUGAAGAGAAACCUCUUUGCUGAGAUUAUCCAGUCGCACUUGGCAAACCGGAGAGAAGACAAUGUGGACCAGCUUGCACUGUGA